CGCGUGGAGUCCCCGGGGGCGGCGAUGCGCCGCGGAUAUCUCUUCCUCGACCCCGCGAACCAAUUUGCAGAUGGACGGCGCUCGGCAGUGUACCGCGCGCCGCUCGUCGCGUCGCUGGGUCCGAAAGGCGCCGCCGGGGCCGCCCCGCGGAACGUUGCCGUGGUGGCGAAGUUGGCGAAGGGGGACUGUCGUUCGCAGUACCUCUUGAGGCAGGAGGGCAAGGCGUACUCGAUGUUGCCGACGCAUGUGCAAGGCGAGGACGACACGGUGCCGCUGGUGCCGAACUUUUAUGGGCUCUACGUCGCGGUGGACUCCAAGGGCAGGCGCCUGUGUGGCGACCACCCGCAUUGCGACGGAUAUCUGCAUAGCGACUGCGCGGUCGACUGGCCUUCGCCCAUCCUUCUCAUGGAAGACUGUGGGAAGCCCAUUGAGCUGGAGAAGAUGGGCCUCGCGGCACGACAAGAAUGCUGGUCGCUCAUCGAACAGCUCCACGAGGCCGGCGUCGCGCACGGCUCCGUCCACGCGCGCAACAUCCUCAUGCAGCCGGGCCCGCUCGACGUCCCGCAGGACCAGCGCUCGCUGGCGACGCCGAGCUACCGCAUGUCCAGCCUCGGCCGCACGGAGGUGCUUUACCCGCGCCACGCCCGCGGCGAGCCGACGCGCCUGGCGAGGAACAGCUACGAGAAGGCGCGGGAGCGGGACAUGCAGAUCGGGCUGUGGGAGCUGCGGCCGUGGGAGGAGGAGAAGGACCCGCCAGCUGCGGCGGAGGAGUUUUGAACGCGCGUACGGGCGCGAUGAUUGUACUUGUACUCCCAGGAGGGCUUCAAGGUAGGUUUGCUUGUUUUUUGCAGUGUUUCAAGUAGUUGUGGCUGUGUACUAUAGAGUAGUUCCGAUGUACAGUAUCCGAAGCCAUAGGCGUGUUUCGAAUGCGACAGGAAUAUAUCCCCG
Trametes versicolor FP-101664 SS1 is the source of this 948-nucleotide messenger RNA. RefSeq lists its product as uncharacterized. NCBI's taxonomy places the organism in Eukaryota, Fungi, Basidiomycota, Agaricomycetes, Polyporales, Polyporaceae. Bases 25 to 777 code for a protein of 250 amino acids. The transcript has 2 exons. The record is from RefSeq and is a predicted model, not a curated record.